Molecule: messenger RNA, 1048 nt
Organism: Archocentrus centrarchus (flier cichlid)
Lineage: Eukaryota; Metazoa; Chordata; Actinopteri; Cichliformes; Cichlidae
Product: progranulin-like
Exons: 5
Coding region: 64-684 (206 amino acids)
Cellular component (GO): extracellular region
Source: RefSeq, a predicted model, not a curated record
UCAGUACUGGGGAGAGUUUUGAACACGGAACAAGAAGCUGCUGAAUCUCCUCACUUGCUCAAGAUGUCAAAGGUCACUCUAUGGGUUUCAGUUGGAGUGUUUGUGUUGGGAUUUGCUUCUUGCACUAUCACAUGUCCUGAUGGGAGAAUUUGCUCAGACAACAACACCUGCUGCAGGACUCGGAGUGGAUAUGGCUGCUGUCUCUAUCCAAAUGCAGUGUGCUGCGCUGACAUGGCCCACUGCUGCCCGUCAGGAUAUCGUUGUAACCUGGUUGUUCUGACAUGUGAGAAAGUAAACCAGCCGUGGCUGAGCAUACCCAUGGAGAACAAGGAGGCUGCAGAGAAACCAAGCACCCCCAAUCUGUCUGGAACUCCACUUCAGGAGCUCACAGAGAGCCACGUCCCAGAUCCAAUAAAGAGUUCAGUGGUCUACUGUGACAGCUACACCGCCUGUCCUGAUCGCACUACUUGCUGCAGACACCCAAAAGGCGGCUGGUUCUGUUGUCCCUACUUUCCUGGCCAAUGUUGUCUGGAUGGCUACCACUGCUGUCCAUAUGGAUUGGACUGUGACCACACCUACACGCACUGUGUGAGGGACAGACUCACAUAUCCUUUCCUCCGCAAGCCAGCCCUGCCUUCAGUACCUGCCUCUCCCAUUCCUUCUUCAGAGGACAAAGAAAACUAGGAAGAGGGCCAGUGCGGCAUUGAUGGAGCUACUCUUGGGACCUUUCAGGACCACAGAAAAAUGCCAAAAUAUGCUCAGGAUAUUCUGUAAAACUGCACUUUUCUUUUAUUAUUAUUUUUAAAAUUAUGGCCAGAAAUCUGAUAAAAAGCAUUUUCACCAAAGAAUACUGCACAGACUGGAACAUCUGAUAUAGAUUCAGAUCAGUCUCAGAAGAACACAGUUAAUAAACAAUGAGCACAACUGCAUAAGAUUAGUUUUAAUUAGGGGUGGGACUUUAACGCGUUAAUUUCGAUUAAUUAAUUACGGGGAAAUUAACGCGUUAAAAACUUUAACGCAUUUUAAUCGCACUUUGCACCGUGGAACG